GUAUGACUUCAGCUGUAACGUUACACAAGUUGGGCCACUUCCACUGGUGACGGUUCCGAAUUAAGUCACGGGGCGAAGAUGACGGAAAGCCCCGCCAGCAUGCUGCUAAACGGGGACGUUUAUUAUGUGACGUCGAGCGGUAAAAAGCCGGAUAAAAAUGGCUUAGUGCUGAGGAGCCGCUGCCUGUUCCAGCAGCAGCCGCAGAAGUGUCGUCGUCCCGGGGACAAGAACCAAAAUGUUGCCUACAACUCGAGCCUGUACAAGAAGCCCUUUGUGGAGUCAUUUGAGGAAACACCUCUACUGGUGGCAGUGCUCACCUACAUGGGCUAUGGCAUCCUCACCAUCUUUGGAUACCUUCGGGACUUCCUUCGUCACUGGAACAUCGAGAAGUGUAACGUGGCCCGAGAGAGAGAUGAACAGAGGGACUUCGUCCCACUUUAUCAAGACUUUGAGAACUUUUACACCAGGAAUUUGUACAUGAGGAUCAGGGACAACUGGAACCGACCCAUCUGUAGUGUCCCAGGUGCUAAGAUGGACCUGGUGGAAAGAGUUUCCCACGAUUACAACUGGACCUUCCAGCACACAGGCAAAGUUGUGAAGGACAUCAUCAACAUGGGCUCAUAUAACUACCUGGGCUUUGCUGAGAACACUGGAGCUUGUGCUGAUGCUGCUCUGGAGGUCACACAAGAGUACGGAGUUGGAGUCGGCAGCACUCGGUGCGAGAUCGGGAACCUGGACAUCCAUGAGGAUUUGGAGCAGUUGGUGGCCAGGUUCCUGGGUGUUGAGUCAUCUAUGGCCUUUGGCAUGGGCUUUGCGACCAAUUCAAUGAACAUUCCUCCGCUCACUGGGAAGGGUUGUCUUAUCCUGAGCGAUGAGCUGAAUCACGCCUCGCUGGUACUGGGUGCUCGUCUGUCCGGCUCCACCAUCCGCGUCUUCAAACACAACAACAUGCAAAGCCUGGAGAAGCUGCUGAGAGAUGCCAUCGUACACGGACAACCAAGAACUCACCGGCCCUGGAAGAAGAUUCUCAUUGUGGUGGAGGGCAUCUACAGUAUGGAGGGUUCCAUUGUGCAUCUGCCAGAGGUUAUUGCCCUGAAGAGGCGCUACAAGGCGUACCUGUACUUGGAUGAGGCCCACAGUAUCGGGGCCCUGGGGCCUCAUGGCAGAGGAGUGGUGGACUACUUUGGCGUGGAUCCCAAGGACGUGGAUAUCAUGAUGGGAACCUUCACCAAGAGCUUCGGUGCGGCCGGCGGAUACAUUGGAGGCAAAAAGGAGCUGAUUGAUUACCUGAGGAGCCACUCGCACAGCACCGUGUAUGCCACGUCCAUGUCCCCGCCUGUAGCCCAGCAGAUCAUCACCUCCAUGAAGACCAUCAUGGGAGAGGAUGGAACCACACUGGGUGCUGAUCGCAUCAGACAGCUGUCAGAGAACACCACCUACUUUCGCAGGAAACUCAGAGAAAUGGGCUUCAUCAUCUACGGCAACGAGGACUCGCCUGUCGUACCCAUGAUGCUCUACAUGCCUGCCAAAAUUGGGGCGUUUGGUCGGGAGAUGCUGAAGAGAAACAUCGGCACCGUGGUCGUGGGAUUCCCAGCAACACCCAUCAUUGAGUCCAGGGCUCGUUUCUGCAUUUCAGCCGCUCAUACCAGAGAGAUGCUCAACACGGCACUGGAGGCCAUUAACAAGGUGGGCGACCUGCUGCAGCUAAAAUACUCCAGACGCGAGCGGCCCCACUCCUUUGCAGGGUGGAUGUCCGAGGGGAGCGUGCUUCAGGACUGAGCCGUGUCAUCCUGUCACAUUUCACUGUAACUUACUGGUCCUAUUUCAACUCUUACAAAAAAAAAAGAAAAAAAAAAGCCUGAUCUUGUUCCUGUGUGCAUAUGGAAUUUUUAUCUUGUUUGUGCAAUAACAACAAUGUGGAAUUUAUUAUUAUUAUUAUUUUUAAUCAAACAGCUUCCAGCAAAGUAGACCAGUUUUUUUCCCAUUAAACCCCACUUGUGCACUUGGGGAGAAACAGAUGAAAAAUAAAUACAUAACAGUUGCUAUGAUGCACAUAACAGGGAAAAAUAUGUAUAUGUAUUUAUACGUCAAUAUACUUAUCCCUCAAUUUAUAAUACUGCCUUCAGGAAGCAUCGCAAAUCUCAAAAAGGGAUUUCACAAACACAAGCAUGUGUUCUCCAUAUGUAUUUAUCUGAUGACUUUUUCCACCAAUCAGAUUUACUUGAAUACAAAGAACGGAAUAAUGGGUUUGUCCCCCCUAACCAAAGGAUAUAUAUAUAUAUAUAUAUAUUCUACCUUUCUCAUAAAAUGCAACACAGAUGUUCUAAUGGAAAACAUUUAGCGGAGGGGAGAGAGCCCAGUGACUACAAACGUUUUUGUUUUUUUUUUUUACUGCUUAUUUUCUACAAAUUUUAGUGUUUUAGUCUUAUUUACAGUUUGCACCUGCACUCUAAAACUUGAGCUCAGUGUCUUUACCAUUUCCAUAAGCUAACGGGCUACGUGUGUGAUUUUAUUUCCUUGAUUUAUUCUCACUUGAGUGCUUUGAUACGGUGGCUGAGAGAGGCCACAACUACGAUAAAGAAAAAAACCUACCUGCAUCAGUAGAGGCGUUGGAAAAUGAGAAAAUGCUUGCAAAUGCAGAGCACACAAAUCUAAUAACGUUCAACAUGUGCAGAAAGUUAAUGCAUUGUGGAAAUUUGCACAAUGUGCACGAAAACACAAACAUGCUGCAAAGCUCCACAACACAACAGAAGCACAAGAGAUAUUUCUUUCUGGGGGGCUUUAAGUGAAGGGCUGUUCAGUCUACUUUCUUUGUGUGCACAUAUCUGCUCAGCACAGUUUAUUAUUGUAUUUGUGAUGCACUGAAAGGUGUGCAGGUUUAAAGUUCUCAGCUCAGAACCCAGUUUUUGUAUUUUGCUCAAAACCCCUUUGUGUUGUGGCUGUUUGCAGCAGAUGCGUUAUCACAUUAAAUUGUUGCAUGCGCUGCAGGCUACGUCUGUGUUAGCAAGCAUAUUCUCAAUUUGCAAGAUGUUCUUUAUUGAUGCAACUAAAUGAGGUUGGUGUUGUGGCCCCUCUCGGCUUCCGUACCUUAUAGUGCAUCAGCGCCAACACGGAUCCCCGAGCAUGAUGACACGCUGGAACUUUGCUCUAUAUGUAUGACAAUGAUUCAAUCUGAUAUACAGGUGGCUUUAUUUAUUUAAAACAUUAUUUUGGGGGGUUUUUGUGCGUGAAUUGUAUUUAUGUUAAAGGCAGCUCUGGAUGUGUCCCAGUCUGUGACUUAUUUCCGUGCUAGCACUACUGACGGGCAUCAUACAUGCACAGAUGACGUAGUCGCCGAUUGUCCAUAUGUACGAUUUCAUGCAGUGUAUCAUCAAAUUGAAAAACAUUCCAUAUUAUCCUGCUUUCAUCUUUGGGUUUGUCCAUUGGACAGUGUGUACCAUCACCGUGAGUCGAGUUGCCCCAGUUUUAUGUGAAUUUGUGUCCUUUAUUUUUUAUUAUUAAUGUUUUUUUUUUUAACACGGGUGCAGCUUGAGGUCCACUAAUGGGAUGAUUUCUCCAAAUAUUCAAUGCGAUUAAACCCAACAAGUCAACAACGCUUGUUUUGCAGCACAGAAUGACAACAGUUUGGCUCGUUUUCUUUUAAAUGCACAUCGGUUACACAUUCACCGUAUUUGUUGUGUUUGUGUCGUGGCAGAAACAAAUCACACUGCAUUUUCCUCAAACACCGGCGACCUGAGCUGCAGUCGUCUUCGAAAAUGUUUUUCAGAAAUGUGUCUGCAUUGCCGAAAAGUUUCUAGAGCCACGAUGUAUGCUGACCACUCUGUUAGAGAUAGUGUUGCACAAAUUAAAUCACUUGUUUUCUCUG
This is a messenger RNA of Thalassophryne amazonica, 3865 nucleotides long. Its product is annotated as serine palmitoyltransferase 2-like. Bases 79 to 1779 code for a protein of 566 amino acids. Gene Ontology annotation, molecular function: serine C-palmitoyltransferase activity; pyridoxal phosphate binding. The transcript has 12 exons. Gene Ontology annotation, cellular component: serine palmitoyltransferase complex. Gene Ontology annotation, biological process: sphingosine biosynthetic process; ceramide biosynthetic process. The record is from RefSeq and is a predicted model, not a curated record. Lineage: Eukaryota; Metazoa; Chordata; Actinopteri; Batrachoidiformes; Batrachoididae.